Brenthis ino (lesser marbled fritillary) is the source of this 969-nucleotide messenger RNA. The record is from the annotation of a GenBank genome assembly. NCBI's taxonomy places the organism in Eukaryota, Metazoa, Arthropoda, Insecta, Lepidoptera, Nymphalidae.
AUGGCAGACAAGACGAAAGUUGCUGAACAGUACUAUGCUCCCCCACCGGACUUGGGAAAAUGGGAGUCCCUCAGAAUUUUCUUAUGGAACUCCGAGACCGGACAAGUUUUGGGCCGCACGGGAUCCAGCUGGGCCAAAAUUCUCCUGUUCUAUUUGAUUUUCUACGCGAUCCUGGUUGGUUUCUUCGCGGCCAUGUUGACGAUCUUCUACCAGACCCUGGAUUCGAAGAUGCCUAAAUGGCAGAUGGACAGCUCACUCAUUGGUAGUAAUCCUGGUCUUGGAUUCAGACCGAUGCCGGACACCGCCAACGUUGAGAGUACUCUCAUUUACUACAAGGCAAAUGAUAAGGGCUCAGUGCUGAAGUGGGCUUCGGUCAUCGAUGAGUUCUUAGUUCAGUACCAGAAGAAGGGAAGUGGUGUUGGUGAAGUUAGCGGCGCUGAAAACCGGAUUCCCUGCUCCCCCACCUCCCACACUUUAGGCGAGAAGCAAGUGUGCGAUGUGCCCGUGGACGAGUUCCACCCAUGCACCCCCGCCAACCAGUACAACUAUGAGGAAGCUGGACCCUGUGUGUUCCUCAAGUUGAAUAAGAUCUUCAACUGGACUCCCAGUCCAUAUAACAAUACUGAAGAUCUGCCAUCUCUCAUGCCAGAAGAUCUCAAGCAGCACAUUAAGAUGGUUUCUGGUAAGCCAGAGGCGAACACUGUAUGGGUGUCCUGCGAGGGUGAGAAUCCAGCAGACGUGGAGAAUAUUGGCCCUGUGCAGUACAUUCCUCGUCGUGGCUUCCCCGCCCACUAUUAUCCCUUCACCAAUAAGGACGGCUACCUGAGCCCCCUCGUUGCUGUGCUCUUUGAAAAGCCUAGGACGGGCGUCCUUAUCAACAUUGAGUGUAAGGCGUGGGCGAAAAACAUCUUCUACGACCGAUACGAGCGGCGAGGCUCGGUCCACUUCGAGCUGAUGGUGGACCGCUCC